ACCACUGGUCCCAAGCUCUGGGGGACAGAUCUGGCCUCAGGAGAGCUGCCCCCUAGAGGCGCUGCCCACCUCCCCACCCCUCCAUAGCUCUGGUGAAAGCCCAGCUGGUGGCCAGGGGGAGGGGCAGCCGGUACCCAGACGGUGCUGUGAUCCGGGAAGAACCAAGUGGGAGGGAGAGACUUUCACUUUCCCUUUGGCCUCAGGCGCUGUCGGGAAGCUGGGCGGGGGGGGGGGGGGGGGGGCAGCUGCCUCCCUGAUGCUGACCAGAGUGGGUGGGCGGGACAGGGCCCUGAGCCUGCACUUGUGCCUGGGAAAGGGGCUAUCUGAGGUGCAGAGGCUCGGAUGGGAUGGGCACAGUGAAGCAGAGAGGGAAGCGGUGGGGGCUCCAGGAUGGGGCACGGUAGUGCCAUGAGGCCAGGCACCGGGCGGCAGCCAGGGAGGCCUGAGGGUGCCUGCUGUGGCCCAGGACUGUCAUAUGGCUCCAAAGCGCAAGCCCCCGCCACAGCCUGCAGGCCCCCAGAAGAAGGGGCGCCCGGAGGCAGGCGAGGAAGACAGCUUCCGCUCCACCGCCGAGGCCCUCAGGGCCGCGCCCACAGAGAAGCGCGUGAUCCGCGUGGACCCCACCUGUCCACUCCGCCACAACCCCGGGACCCAGGGCCCACCAGCAGCCCCCACCCCCUCUCGCAGGUGCACGAGGACUACGAUUGCACCCUGAACCAGACCAACAUCGGGAGCAACAACAACAAGUUCUACAUCAUGCAGCUGCUGCAGGAGGACGCUGGCUUCGCCUGCUGGAACCGCUGGGGCCGCGUGGGCGAGACGGACCAGUCGAAGAUCAGCCACUUCGAAAGCCUGGCAGAUGCCAAGAAGGACUUUGAGAAGAAGUUUCGGGAGAAGACCAAGAACCACUGGGCGGACCGGGACCGCUUUGUGGCCCACCCCGGCAAGUACACGCUCAUCGAAGUGCAGGGAGAGGACGAGGCCCAGGAGGCCGUGGUGAAGGUGGAUGGAGGCCCAGCGAGGCCCGGGGCUAAGCAGGUGCAGCCCUGCUCCCUGGACCCCGCCACGCAGCAGCUCAUCACCAACAUCUUCAGCAAGGACAUGUUCAAGGACAGCAUGGCCCUCAUGAACCUGGAUGUGAAGAAGAUGCCCCUGGGAAAGCUGAGCAAGCAGCAGAUCGCGCGCGGCUUCGAGGCCUUGGAGGCCCUGGAGGCGGCCCUGAAGGACCCCGGGGACUGCGGCCGGAGCCUGGAGGAGCUGUCCUCCCACUUCUACACCGUCAUCCCGCACAACUUCGGCCGUAGCCGGCCCCCUCCCAUCAACUCACCGGAGCUGCUGCGGACCAAGAAGGACAUGCUUCUGGUGCUGGCAGACAUCGAGCUGGCCCAGGCCCUGCAGGCAGCCCCCGAGGAGCGGAGGGUGGAGGAGGUGCCGCACCCGCUGGACCGCGACUACCAGCUUCUCCACUGCCAGCUGCAGCUGCUGGACCCCCAGGCACCAGAGUACCAGGUGAUCCGCACCUACUUAGAGCAGACUGGCAGCCAGCACAGGUGCCCCACUCUUCAACACAUCUGGAAAGUGAACCGAGAAGGGGAGGGAGACAGGUUCCAGGCCCACUCCAAGCUGGGGAAUCGGAGGCUGUUGUGGCAUGGCACCAAUGUGGCCGUGGUGGCCGCCAUCCUCAGCAGCGGGCUCCGCAUCAUGCCACACUCCGGCGGCCGCGUGGGCAAAGGCAUCUACUUCGCCUCGGAGAACAGCAAGUCGGCGAGCUAUGUUACUGGCAUGCAGUGCGGGCCCCACUACGUCGGCUACAUGUUCCUGGGCGAGGUGGCACUGGGCAGGGAGCACCACAUCACCACGGACAGUUCCGGCCUUAAGCGUCCACCCCCUGGCUUCGACAGUGUCAUUGCCCGAGGCCACACAGAGCCAGACCCGACCCAGGACACUGAGCUGGAGCUGGAUGGCCAGCGAGUGGCGGUGCCACAGGGCCGGCCCGUGCCCUGCCCACAGUUCCGCAGCUCCCACUUCUCCCAGAGCGAGUACCUCAUCUACCAGGAGAGCCAGUGUCGCCUGCGCUACCUGCUGGAGAUCCACCUCUGAGCUGCCCUCCCUGCGCCCGGGGGCCGGCCAGGGGCUGGCCCGGGGUCUGCAGUCUCCCUGUCCAUCUCUGGUGCCCGCACACCACUUCCGUAUUUUCCCAAGGAUACCGUAUGUCAUGCACAGAACGCCACCGUGGCCUCACACAGGAUACCGCCUGCCUGGCGACCUCCGGCCAUCUCCGUUUGCGUAGACCACUCUGAGAUGCCCCGCGCGGUGCCUUUGUCAGGAUGUGCCGCCGGCCGUGGAUGGUGCGUGCCUGUGCGGGUGUGGAGCCAUUCACGCAGUCACCAAGCUGUGCCACCGCUCUCGCCGUGCGUCUCACUUCCCCCACCACUGUGACUCCCCACCCCCGCAUCUGCCCAGCUCCUCCCCCUCCGACCCCCACCCCACGCCAUGAACCCCCGCUCUGCUCUCUGCUCCUAGGAGCCCAGCUUUCUCUGAUUCCACAUACACGCGAGGUCACAUGCU
This is a messenger RNA of Oryctolagus cuniculus (rabbit), 2568 nucleotides long. RefSeq names its product poly(ADP-ribose) polymerase family member 3 (gene PARP3). Lineage: Eukaryota; Metazoa; Chordata; Mammalia; Lagomorpha; Leporidae. Gene Ontology annotation, biological process: double-strand break repair; protein poly-ADP-ribosylation. The record is from RefSeq and is a predicted model, not a curated record. Gene Ontology annotation, molecular function: NAD+ poly-ADP-ribosyltransferase activity. Gene Ontology annotation, cellular component: nucleolus; site of double-strand break.